AUGAAUCCUUCGCAGGACAAUGCCAUCCACACUUGUCUGAACGAGGCGGAUCGCGAACGGCUGCGGUCGUACGUUCAUGCACCCGAGUACAAGGAUCGCCCAAAGACCCCGCUCACAACCCGAACAUCCCUGGUGCUUUCCCCUCGAACUCAGCUACUGAGUGAUCUCCAUGGGCCUGAAUCUCUCGGGAUUAGGCUCAAGCACAGCCGGAUGGUGGUGAGUGGCAGUGACUUAGAGAGUGUGUCUGGGAAGGAAACGUACUCUGAAACAAGUCCGCACCAUCUUCAAUUGAAGAUUCUGAUAUAA
Aspergillus calidoustus is the source of this 306-nucleotide messenger RNA. NCBI's taxonomy places the organism in Eukaryota, Fungi, Ascomycota, Eurotiomycetes, Eurotiales, Aspergillaceae. The record is from the annotation of a GenBank genome assembly.